This is a messenger RNA of Catharus ustulatus (Swainson's thrush), 6444 nucleotides long. RefSeq names its product tumor necrosis factor ligand superfamily member 10-like. Gene Ontology annotation, biological process: immune response. Gene Ontology annotation, cellular component: membrane. The transcript has 5 exons. NCBI's taxonomy places the organism in Eukaryota, Metazoa, Chordata, Aves, Passeriformes, Turdidae. The coding region runs from base 24 to 1025 and encodes 333 amino acids. The record is from RefSeq and is a predicted model, not a curated record. Gene Ontology annotation, molecular function: tumor necrosis factor receptor binding.
CCGGGACGGGGCCGGGCCGGGCCAUGGCGCCGCAGCCGCCCAGCCCCGGGCAGUACCUGCGCUCCGACAGCGGCGACUCCCACACGCCCAUGCUGACCGAGGGCUCCGCUGCCAAGCCCGCUCCCGGAGCCUGUCCCGGUGCCGGUGCCGGUCCGGACGGCGGUCCCGGGGCGGCGCGGGGGCAGCGGCGGCGGCGCUGCGGGCCGCUGUGGGGCAGCGUGGCCGUCAUGGCUAUCCUGGCCCUGCAGAUCGCCUCCACCACCGGCCUCUUCGUCUACUUCACCAUGGCCAUCUCCAAGCUGAAAUCCCAGGCUCCGGGCAGCGCCGAGGAGCUGCGGUGUCUGCAGAUGCUCAAUCAGCAGCCCGAGGGCUCCAGCCUGGAGGAGCUGAGCAGCAGCCAGGGCUGCCUCAAGCUGGCCAGCACCAUCAAAGUCUACGUGGCCACGGUGACUGAGAAUAUCAUCCGCAGGAGCGCCGUGAAGGAGGCCUGGCAGAGCUACUUCAACACCUCCGAGGGGCAGCUUCCUCCCAAAACAGCUGGGAAACCCUCGGCACAUCUCACCCUGCGCCCACAGAGUCUGGCUCAGGAUGGACACUCGCAGCGCUUCGGGAACCUGUCGCAGUCGUGCCGCCACGCCCUGACGCACUGGGGGCACAGCAGCCUGCAGUCCCACGUGCAGAACAUGACGUACAGAGCAGGGCGGCUGCGCGUUGAGCAGCCGGGCAAGUACUACGUGUACUCCCAGAUCUACUUCCGCUACCGCGGCACCGGCCGUGACUCGGGCCCACAGCUGGUGCAGUGCAUCCAGUGGCAGCCGGCCCACGGCCCGCCCGUGCUGCUGCUCAAGGGCGUGGGCACCAAGUGCUGGGCACCUGAGGCCGACUACGGGCUCCACGCGCUCUACCAGGGCGGGCUCUUCGAGCUCAAGGCCGGGGAUGAGCUCUUUGUCUCCGUCUCCUCCUUGGCCAUCGACUCCAACGAUGCAGCAGCCAGUUACUUCGGGGCCUUCCGGCUCGACCUGUGACCCCCCUGCGCUCCCACCUGGCCUGUGUGGCAAUGGCCCAGGGCUGGCACAGGGUUCUUCUCGCUGUGCUGAGCCUCUUGGCUCGUCCCUCACCACGAGGGACACGGGAGUGGCUGCCCACAGGGCCCUGCUGAGUUCGGUGCCACCCUCAGCCAUGAACCAGGAAGGGGCUCCAGGACCUACAGAGGACAUGCACAAGUGGGGAAAUGCCAGCCCUGGUGCCAGAGCAGCUCCCUGCAAUAGGACAGGCACCAGGGCCACGUCUGCCACUGCGACACAAAGUGUCCCCAUGGCAGGGUGACACCCAUGGGUCUGACCCCACCUUGGGCAGGGCUGUGGGACCAGGACCUGGGGCUGGGAGCACCCCUGGGGCACAGGGCUGGCACCUCUGGGCACAGCAAUGACACCCCUGGGGUACACAGUGAGGGCAUGGGGCAGGUCCCAGGUCAGCCUCUGGAAGGAGUGAAGGAGUUUCAGUUUGGGAGAUGAAAACCUGGGGCAACACCAGCCAUGGCUGCAGGGAGGGCAAAGGGCAGGACCGUGACACUGCCGCAGUCACCAGUCCUGGCACCACACCUGGCACGUGGCACCGGGGCACGUGGUGACCAAACCAGGCUGCACAGGACCAGGAGCUCAGCACAGCUGCUGACCAAGCAUCUCUUCCCAUGGGAUUUUGUGCCCCCCAGCCCUCAUGGACAGCACAGCCCCCAGUUCCUCACACCUCCAGCCCUGGCACUCCCUGCAGGAUCCCAGCUCUGGGUGAGCCCGGUGGUCGCAGCAGGACCUUGGAGGGACCAAACCAUCUUUUGGUUCAGGCAGGGCAGAGCAGGGCCCAACUGGCUCAGCCCAUGGACACUGGCACAGCCCCCUUUUCUAACUCCGCCUGUACUCUCUGUAUCCUAAUUAGCCUGGGGGAAUUUACAGACAGGCAUGGGGCUCCCAGGGAGGAUGGAAUAAAUCCUUGUACUCCAGCGUAGGUCUGGCCCUUUGCACCCAGGAUGGACCCAGAGCCAGGGGGAGCAGGGCUGGGGGUAACAAAAUCCAUUCUAAAAACCAUCCCCUUUCUUUCACCUCUCAUCCCCCGUCCUGCUGUCCCAACCACCUCGGUGACUCACAACAGGACUCCUGGCAUCCUCAAACACUCCCAGGAGCACCAAGCCUAUCCCACCCCUGGAGCAGCCAUGGGAGAGCAGGGCUGGGCCAGCAGAGCUGGGACUGCAGGAAAUGCAACAGGUGGCUCCAAGAUUUCCUUUGGGAGGGAGUUGAACAUAGACAUGGCCAGUGGAGCCAGCAGAGGUGGUGUUUGCCACGGAGGAAGCAGGGAAAGCAGAGAGCAGGAGAGCUGGGCUCAGUGCCAGGCAGCAGUGGCCCACACUGCUUUCCUGGAAAGGAGAGGGCUCGUGGGUGGGUGCAUGGGGAAAGGAGAACUCCAGCAGCAUCAGGGCAAAGAGCAGCCUCACCCUGUCUGUGAGAGCCCAGCUGGAAUUCCUGACUGUGAGGAACUGGCACAGGUUCUCCCAAGCAGCCUCAGCCCCUCUGGCUCCUCCCUGGGGCACCCCCUGCACACCCCCAGUCUGGCCAGGUGCUCCCACCUGGACAAGAGAAUCAGCCCGCAGCAGGAGAACCCAGCAGUGAAAACCCAGCCUCCACAAAAACUGCCUGUGCCAACACUGCCUGUCCCAGGACGUGCUCCAGGACAUUAGGAACAAAGUGUGGGAAGACCUGGAUGAGAGCACACCACAUUUCUCUCACUGAGGAAACAAAAUCUGCUGCACAAAUGGAGCAAAGUACUGAGGAUUUCUCAUACAGCUUUCCUGUUAUUGUUAAAAUUGUUUAUUAGAAAUUACAACUCACUAUUUUAAUGUGAGUAUUGCUGACAAGUUCACUCUAGCUCCUACUAGAAAGUGAAGUCAAUAGUCCCUAAACCAGCUCUGCAUCCCCUCACAGCCUCUGCCUGCACCUCCCUCAGCCUGGGGAGAGCCACAAGAAUAAACAACUCCCCAUCAUCUCUUCUGACCCUGUCCCCAAAACUGAGAGCCCAGCUCCCAGGCAGCUCAGUGCCCUUACAGUGUCCCUAAGAUGUCCCUGCAGUGUCAAUUCAGAGCCUCUGAGCCCUUCCUUAACAUCUUGAGCUGAAGGAGGACAGGCUCAGAAGGGAUAAUGGGGAGAAAUGCCCUGUGAGAGAGGUGAGGCCCUAGCACGGGGUGCCCACAGAGGCUGAGGCUGCCCCUGGAUCCCUGGCAGUGCCCAGGGCCAGGCUGGAUGGAGCUGGGAGCAGCCUGAGAUGGUGGGAGGUGUCCCUGCCAUGGCAGGGGUGGAACAGGAUGUUUCAUCAUCCCAACCCAAACCACUCCAGAAUUCUGUGACUCCGUCCUGCUCUGGCCCAGCCUGGGAGGCAGGGGGAGACUGCAGCACUAAUAACAUUUCCACACUGACCCGAUUUCCCAUGGCCUCACCCUGAGGAUUCAAUCCAGACACAAAGUGCUUCCUGCAGCCGCUGCCAAAGGACCCUCUUAACUCCAGUGCCGAGGAGCUUUUACCUCAGCCCAGGGCAUUCACAGCCUGAGCCUUCUCUCAAUAAAACCUGGACCCAAAGGUUCUCUUCUCCCUCUUUGUUGUUAUGAACCAUCUCACUGCUACCUCCAAGUCUCCAUCCCUGCCCAGACACGAUCUCGUUUCUCUUUCAAGUCCCCAGCCUGGUCCAAGUUCACAGCAGGGAGAGGAAAUCCACGUCAGCAGGGCAGGAAAUCAUUCCUGGGGCCACUGUAAAUAAAGCAUACAAAGAGAGGCAGUGGGGUGUGGUGUGAACCCAGCAGUGCCCCCCACUCUGCCCCAGGGCACCAGCCCCGCCACGCCGGCAGGAAUUCAGCCUGAAAAAAGGGGUAAACGAAACAGAAACCUCUUUGUACAGCACGAAGAAUUCAUGGAGCUGCGGGAUGCUCCUUAAACCCUCGGGAAAACACGAAUGCUGUUACUGGGGCGCUGUGAGCAAGCAGGGAGGGGCUCACUCAGCUCAGCUCAGCUGUACUGCAGGAGGCUCAGCCCAUCCCCUGUGGAAUCCCUGGUUUGAGUGGGAAGGACCUUUAAAUCCGUUUAGAGCAAUCCCAUCCCAGCUGUGCUUUUCCCAGCCCCUUUCCCUCGGCCCCACUUAGACCCCAGAGGGAAGAAAGGAUUUCUCCCCUUCGCAGGAGCCAGAGGCAGCAGCAGGGCCGUUCCCCCCAGCUCCCUCUAGGGCUCAGCACCCCUGGGCAGAGCAAGCUGAGCACAAGGGAAUAGCUGAACCACGGAAUCAGACUGGUUUGGGGUGGUACCUUAAAGUCAGCUCCCCCCAGUCCCAUCCUGCCCUUCCAGCAUCCCAGAGCCGAGGGCAUCCAGCCCUGGCCCCAGAGAGGUCCCAAAAACCACGGGCCAUAAAUGAGAUAUUGCAACUCCCUGGUCAUUCUGGGUCAUUCCUCCCGUGGAUGGAUCUUCCUGGCUCUGUCUGCACCCCCGUGUGCCAAAGGGAACACCAGGCUCCUCCUGGAGUGAAGUGAUGGAAGAGCAGGAGCUGGGCAGGACAAAGCUCUCCUCACCAUGAUGAAAAACUCCUGCCUGUACCCAAAGUGAGCCUCCCUAAAGCCUGGCCCUGCUGGGCUUUUCCUGCCCUUCCCAGACAGGACUUUCCCCGGACAGCAUCCCAGGACUUUCUCUCACUGAAAGAACAAUCUGUGACACAAACAUAGCAGCAGCUGAGGAGAACAAGGAGCUGCUGGGCAGCUGCUUCCUGCCCCGGGCUCCCAUUCCCUCUGCAAUUCCCUCUGACAGCUGCAGGUCCCCCUGACAGCUGCUCCCUGUCCUCCUGCUUCCCCAAGAGCAGCUGACAUGAGCCACCAGCCAGCUGGGGUGUUCCAUCUGGGAUAACCCUGCACACAGCUUUCCCUUUUGGCACCUUACCUUGGCACUGGGCUGCUGCAGCCUUCCCACCAGGAGAGGAAUCCGCUCGUGGAUCACGGAUCUAAUUGAGGCAGAACCACAUUUCCCAAGCUGGGACUCUCCUGAGGAUGGGAAGGUGAGGAGAAAAUAGAAAAGCUUGGUGUUUCUGGUGUCCCAGGUGUGCCACAGCAAGAGAAGCCAGCCUGUAUGGGACAGGCAUUCCUAGAAAGGAGUUCCCAGGGGAUUGGGAGAAGGCAGCUUCUUCCCUGAACUCAGCCCCAGCUCCCAGGAGCAUCCACUUGCCCUCCAAACAGAACAAGAAAAGGCAUUUCAAAGCAAAGCUGCUGCUGGCAUGGGCUGAAGCAGCACGUGAAGAAUUCCAACCAUCUCCUGCUGCAUAAAACCACCACAGACCAGUCCAGGCAUUUAUUUUCCAAGCAGAAGGAACUGGAUCCAUCAGUGACAUCUCAGGUUGAAGCAACUUUGAGCUGUACAAGGAUUGAGACAUCAGGUGGAAGCAGCAGAGCAGGGACUGGCUGCUGGAUGGCUUUGGAAGAUCAAGAAUCUGGCUUCUGCUCCUUAGAAAGACAAGGAAUUUGUUUGUAUCAGAUUUUCAAAGGGGCCCAGCCAAGUCCAGCCAAGAGUCCCCACUCCCCACAAACACGACACAGCUGAGAACAGGACGAAGAGCCUCCCAAAUCCCAGUGAAUGGGCACAGUUCUAUAAACAGGAAAAUCAUUUGGUCAGUGCUGGGACAGGGCCUGGGGAGCACAGGGGGCUGUGAUGGGGUUUCUUGCAUAGUUGUUGGCCAAAGGAGAGCUAGAGCAGUGGAUUCCUGCUGGGAAUGCCCCAGCUGGGAUGCAGGAGGGAGCAGGAUCAGCAUCCCCAGGCACAGGACUCUCAGUGGGGCACGGGGAAAGGAGCCAGCUGUGCCAUCCCCAACACCACCAGGGCUUGGGAAGGGCACGGAUUCAGGACUCAGCCUCUGGGAUUUCACUGCUGUGCUCAGAGGAAAUCAAGGAGAAGGAAUCCUUGGGCAGGGAUCGGAGAAAGGGAGCAGGAUGGGGAGACACCUGUGAACCCAUCCUUCUUCCUCCUUGGGGUUCUCCUGACAAGGCAGCAGCAGCGUAAUUAAUGCAUGCACUAAUUAAUCAAAACCAGCAUCUUCCCAAUCAGAAACUGGGCCCAGUUUUAAGGAGACCUGAUGUGGGGGUUUUGUUUGUUGGUUUUUUUUUUCCUUCUUUCAGCCAAGCAGCCUCAGCCGGGCAGAUUUCAUUUUUCUCUCCCCUAUUUUGGCUUCCCAAGGUUGUGGUUUUUCCUGAUGGACACAACUGGGAAUAGACCAUGCUGAGCCCAGCCCUGUCCCUCUGUCACCACCUGAACACUGUGUGCAAAACCAUCCUGCCCCUUCCACACCUCUGGAGGUACACAAACACCUUGGCUUUUCCUCCCCACAUUUGUGACAGUAGGUCCAACAAAAGAGGAGGAAAUAAAUACAAUUCUCUAA